GUCUCCUUCUUUGCCCCUGAAAUUAACCCAGCCACCCACCCAACCUGAAUAACUUCUUGGCAAAGUGUCAUUCUGAGACUGUCCAAGGGGAGGGAGGACAGCAGGAUCAUGGUGAUCUGUGGAGAGAGGCCAACCAUCCAAAGCCUGAAAAGAAGCUGCCAAUAGUGUUGAGUCAGCCAACGCUGUUUCUUGAAGCCUGCAUGAAGCUCGGGGUAGUUCAGUUUCUACUUCAUAACUAGAAACUUAACUCUGAAUGCAGCCAGACCUGGCGGGAGAGACAAGGGAUCUGUGGACUCCAAAGAACUGCGACAAGUGAGAGCACAAAGGUGACAGGGUGUGAGAGCUGGGGAGUUCUCUACAGGGACAUAAUGGUGGGGACAAGACGAAACAAAACCAAAUGUAUCAGAAUGGCCUAGAGUCUCUUGCUGGUCUUGCCAUUCCUGGACCCACAGUGGCUCAUGACUUCCACAGUAUUCAUGCCAUUUCUUCUUGCCAAAGAGCCCAUGCUUGCCACCUAACCCAUCAGUCAUAACCAUGCAGAAGACAAGCUGGGAGCCAUUUGGAUUGGGUCCAGCAUUUGUCCUGGGUCAGAUGUCAGGACUCACAUUCUUCAAAGUGAGAUGCUCAUCAAAGUUCCUCUAAAUGGGCUUACCACUGGUACUGUGAUGGUGUGUCAAUUCAUCACCCUGUCACAUAAACCUAGGAAUCAAUCUGGAAAGCAGGAACCCUUAUAACAAAAUCUCAUCUUCCCAGUGCUGAGAGAACCAGGCUUUUCUGCUUUGGAAGACUGUCUGCAAACAGCUUCUGGGAGACAUGGCCCAAGACCUGCCUGUUAAUGGCCAUUUCUGUGCAUGAGCACACCAGGGACUCAGCAAGGCUGCAACUCCAAAUCAGUGUGUCUGCGGAGAGGCCAGUGUGAACUUCUUGGAGCUUUUUAGCAACAUCCUUGUGAGAUUGACUCAGCACUGGCCCAGCUUGGUCAGCUCCUCAGGGAAAGGAGGAUCAUCUGCCUUGAAGCAGUUCCCAGACUGUAUAUGACUUCGUUUAGACCCCAAACUGCCAGGCCUGAAGGACAGCAAGUUCAACAUUAACCCAGAGGGGUCAGGAUGAGCCCUCAGAGUCCUGGAGCUGACACACAAUGGCGCACGUCCGAGGCCUGUGUGUACCUGGCUGCCUGGCCCUGGCCACCUUAUUUAGCCUUGUGCACAGCCAGCAUGUGUUCCUGGACCCUCAGCAAGCACUAUUGCUGCUCCAGCGGGUCCGACGUGCCAACAGUGGCUUCCUGGAGGAGGUGCGCAAGGGCAACCUGGAGCGAGAGUGCGUGGAGGAGCAGUGCAGCUACGAGGAGGCCUUCGAGGCCCUGGAGUCCCCCAGUGCCACGGAUGCAUUCUGGGCCAAGUACACAGCUUGCGAGUCGGUGAGGAAACCUCGAGAAAAGCUCACUGAGUGUCUGGAAGGUAACUGUGCUGAAGGUCUGGGUACAAACUACCGAGGCAAUGUGAGUUUCACCCGAUCAGGCAUCGAGUGCCAGCUAUGGAGGAGUCGCUACCCACAUAAACCUGAAAUAAACUCCACCACCCACCCUGGGGCCGACCUGCAGGAGAAUUUCUGCCGCAACCCAGAUGGCAGUACCACUGGGCCCUGGUGCUACACUACAAACCCCACUGUGCGGAGGGAAGAGUGCAGCAUCUCCGUCUGUGGCCAGGGGGGCGUCACUGUGGAGCUGACUCCACGCGUGGGAGGCUCCCUAGUGAAUCUGUCAUCUCCGUCGAAGCAGUGCAUCCCUGAGCGAGGCCAGCAGUACCAGGGCCGCCUGGCAGUGACUGCACUCGGGUCCCCCUGCUUGGCCUGGGCCAGCAGGCAGGUCAAGGCCCUGAGCAAGGACAAGGACUUCAGCCCCACAGUACCUCUGGAGGAGAACUACUGCCGCAACCCAGACGGGGACGAGGAGGGCGCAUGGUGCUAUGUGUCCGGGGACCCUCUUGUCAUGGAGUACUGUGACCUUGACUAUUGCGGUGAGAGUGCCAGGCCGGGAACUGAGACAGAGGACAAAGCCUGGAGGGACUACAAAUCCUUCCCAUAUCUAUGGCUUGCCAUGCACAGAUUUAACCAAAUCAAUCUGGGGUCUGGGCCCAGCAGGCAGCUCUUUCCAGUUAAUUCUUAAACCUGGGACUUUAUACUUCUAGAGCUGGUGGAGGGGCAGCUCAUAAUGCCUCCUGUGCCCCCUCCCAGGCAGGUGAUGCUUUUCCGGAAGAGUCCUCAGGAGCUGCUGUGUGGGGCCAGCCUCAUUAGUGACCGCUGGGUACUCACUGCUGCCCACUGUCUCCUAUACCCACCUUGGGACAAGAACUUCACUGAGAAUGACCUUCUGGUGCGCAUUGGCAAGCACUCUCGUACCAGGUAUGAGCGAAGCAUUGAAAAGAUCUCCAUGCUGGAAAAGAUCUACAUCCAUCCCAGGUACAACUGGAGGGAAAACCUGGACCGCGAUAUUGCCUUGCUGAAGCUCAAGAAGCCCAUCACCUUCAGCAACUACAUCCACCCCGUGUGCCUGCCCGACAAGGAGACAGUGUACAGACUGCUCCGGGAUGGAUACAAAGGGCGCGUAACAGGCUGGGGCAACCUGAAGGAAAUGUGGACAACCAGUGUUGGUGAGGUGCAGCCCAGUGUCCUGCAGGUGGUGAACCUGCCCAUUGUGGAGCAGCAGGUCUGCAAGGCCUCCACUCGGAUCCGCAUCACAGACAACAUGUUCUGUGCUGGUUACAACCCCAAUGAAGGGAAACGAGGGGAUGCUUGUGAAGGUGACAGCGGGGGACCCUUUGUCAUGAAGAGCCCCUAUAACAACCGCUGGUAUCAACUGGGCAUCGUCUCAUGGGGUGAAGGCUGUGACAGGGAUGGAAAAUAUGGCUUCUACACACAUGUGUUCCGCCUGAAGAAGUGGAUACAGAAGAUCAUUGAUCAGUUUGGAAGUUAGGGGACCACCCACAUUCUAAGGUCCUCACUUCAAAUUCAGAGAAACCAAUCCAGUUAAAGAAUUAUUUCUGUGGUAUGUUCCUAAAACUAUAGUUCUCAAUAAAAGUGACUCAGUGAGUCUCAGUGUU
Molecule: messenger RNA, 3098 nt
Organism: Manis javanica (Malayan pangolin)
Lineage: Eukaryota; Metazoa; Chordata; Mammalia; Pholidota; Manidae
Source: RefSeq, a predicted model, not a curated record